AUGGACACGUCAGAGUAUAAUUUCAAAAUACAACAACUUUUAUCGGACGUAAGUACAUACAAAAAGAUCAAAAUAGACACUACAACUAAUACACUUAAAACAACUACUGAUUUAAUAAAGAAAUACUCCGAAAAAUUGGAUCUCGACGUGAAUUCGACAAUACCAUCAUGUGCCAAACCACCGAGGUUGUAUGGGUUACCGAAAAUACACAAACUAAACGCUUCACUACAUCCUAUAGUAAGCCAGAUCGAUUCACCAACUUAUAAUUUGGCUCAACACUUGGCUAAAAUACUGUCACCACUAAGAGGACAUACCAGAGCACACACAAACGAUUCAUACCAUUUUGUUAGUGAGAUUAAAGACCUACAUCUCGCUGACAAUGAAACUAUGGUCAGUUUUGAUGUUCAGUCACUAUUCACAUGCCUACCUAGUGAAGACUGCAUCUCAAUUGUUACUAGAAAGCUAGAAGAUAACAACAUGCCUACAGAAUAUGCAGUAUUACUCAAACACUGCCUCACAUCUGGCUAUUUAUUGUGGAAAGUAGAGUUCUACAUGCAAGUAGACGGAGUGGCAAUGGGCUCACCUGUAUCUCCUGUAGUCGUCGAUAUAUUCAUGGAGGACUUUGAGGAGAAAGCCCUUCUUACUGCUCCUGUAAAUCCAAGAUUCUACAAGCGGUAA
Messenger RNA from Parnassius mnemosyne (clouded apollo), 678 nucleotides. NCBI's taxonomy places the organism in Eukaryota, Metazoa, Arthropoda, Insecta, Lepidoptera, Papilionidae. The record is from the annotation of a GenBank genome assembly.